CAAAUGUCAACGUGCUGAAUGUUUUGCUCUACAGAAUCGCGUCUAUGAUUAAUGUUUGACAACUUUAAACUAUUUGUUUGUAACGACGAGUUUUAGAGAAACUCUUCAAUUAAAGGCUUUAUUAUUUGUGCAAAUUCGUAUUUUCAACCGAAAUGAUAAAGUAUGAAUACGGAAAGCGUAUAAAAAUGAUGAUAAAUAGGGAAAUUACUCUUGAACGAAGAGAAAAUACUCUAAGCAAAUUAAGCUCCAAAUAUCACGAGAGGCUUGAAAACCUGGAGAUACGUCAUUCUAAGCAGAGUGAGAAAUUUGAUAAGUUUCAUAAAAGAAUAAGAGAGGAGAAGCAAAAUUAUGAACGACUGGAAAAAUUGAUUUCGGAUAUGAAAUCACGCAUGCAGGAAGCGGAGAAUGAAGCGCAGCGGUGCGUGGCUGAUACGUUACAACAACGCCAGCAGUUAAUUCAUCAAUUAGAUCAAAUACACUCUUUGAAACUAUCCACGAAUACAUAUAUUAAUUUGAAUGCAUUACCGGCCCGCAUUCAAGGUGUAUUUUUACAAGAGAAGGAAGAUGGUUACAGUUGGCAUCCAUUCUGCGUUGAACCCCUAAGUCAUACGCCGGAGGAGUUACGGAACAUUAUUUGGGGAAACUGCGAAAAUGCUGCAAGUUAUAGUGAGGCGUGGGAGCACUUGGUCUUCAGAUCUGUACGGGCAUUGUUGCAAGAAUUAGUUAGAAGUAGUUAGGCUAAAUUAAGCAUUCAGAAUUUAGGCUAAUAGAUAGUUUUGUCAUAUGAUAAUGUUAAGUUACACAAUAUAAAGAUACACACAAAUGCGUGUAGUAAA
Ceratitis capitata (Mediterranean fruit fly) is the source of this 836-nucleotide messenger RNA. RefSeq names its product kinetochore protein Spc25 (gene Spc25). Lineage: Eukaryota; Metazoa; Arthropoda; Insecta; Diptera; Tephritidae. Bases 153 to 737 code for a protein of 194 amino acids. The record is from RefSeq and is a predicted model, not a curated record. The transcript is spliced from 3 exons.